AUGAAAGACAAUUUCCAAGAAAUAAAAAGAUCGAGAGUUGGUAGAGGAGGAACUGAUCUACUAAAAAAGAUAAAUGAAUACGAAGGCGAAAAUUGUUACAUACCUACAGAUGGUCAUUGUUUCAUCAAAUGCGUCAAUCGUGUUUUAAACGAAGACUACACGAGAGAAUUUCAAGAAUACAUCAACGGGUUUUCAAAAGCAAAUAGAAAAGAAGUGAUGACUUGUGCUAGAAUGAAGGAAUUCAACAAGAAAUUCAACACUUCGUUUCAAAUUUAUAAUCCCAAAAACAGACAUAUUCAUCCCAGAGACGUUCACGAUGAAUUAGAUUGGGUUUGUUACUUACACAACUCGCAUUUCUGUAUGAUUAGAAGAAGCCAAAAAAGUUUGGGAAUUCAAGAAAUAGAAGACAAUUACGAACAGAAGAAUUUUUAUGAUAAACUAAUGAAUGUAGUAGAACCACUUGUAGGUACAGAUUGUAUAGAUCAAAUGUUGAAAAAUAUUGGUCAAUAUGAUAGAAAGAGAUUAAUAUCAAUUUCUCACAACGGCAGUGGAUUCGACAACUGGAUCGUGCUUAAAAAUGCAAAAAAACUAACGCAUUGCCCUUUAAAAACACCCAGAGGAAUUCUAUCUUUUCCUUUAUCUAAUCCAUACACGGAUGAAGAUUUACAGAAAAAAUGGAAAAGACAGAAAGAAAUAAAGGGUAAUUAUUUACAACAUAUAAAUUUCACGUGUUCCUACCAACACGAAUCCUCUAGUUUGGCUGCAUGGGGAAAUUCUUUCAAUCUUCCCGCGAAUUUGAGAAAGAUUGCCGACGUAGAUAUCGCUAAAUACACGCAAGACAACUGGGAGGAAUUGAGACACGAAUGGGAACCUUACGCCAAGAGAGACACUCUCUGUUUGGGAGCUUGUUUGAUAAAAUACAACCAAGUCACGAAAGAAGUUGUAAACCAGAAUAUGUCCAAUAAUCUAACGGCUCCAUUUUAUCUUUAA
Messenger RNA from Lottia gigantea (owl limpet), 990 nucleotides. RefSeq lists its product as hypothetical. Bases 1 to 990 code for a protein of 329 amino acids. Lineage: Eukaryota; Metazoa; Mollusca; Gastropoda; Lottiidae. The record is from RefSeq and is a predicted model, not a curated record. The transcript has 2 exons. Gene Ontology annotation, molecular function: nucleic acid binding.